Messenger RNA from Tilletiopsis washingtonensis, 2598 nucleotides. Its product is annotated as WD40 repeat-like protein. Gene Ontology annotation, molecular function: protein binding. Gene Ontology annotation, biological process: proteasome-mediated ubiquitin-dependent protein catabolic process. Bases 193 to 2457 code for a protein of 754 amino acids. Gene Ontology annotation, cellular component: Cul4-RING E3 ubiquitin ligase complex. The transcript has 8 exons. The record is from RefSeq and is a predicted model, not a curated record. Lineage: Eukaryota; Fungi; Basidiomycota; Exobasidiomycetes; Entylomatales.
CCCGCCCCCAGCUCCAUCUCGGCCGCUCGACGACGACGACGACGACAGCGACAGCUCUCACAAGGCACACCCUUCUCAGCGCACCUCCGCACUCACCGCGCCCCACCGCGCUGUGUCGCGCUCACGCCACCGAUCCGUGCCGCGCACCCUCCACCUCACCCCUCUCGCACCUCUCCGACCGCGCGCCGCACCAUGAGCUCCGACUCGGGCAGCGGCUUCUGGCAAGAGGCCUCCUCCGAUGCCGGCUCGCCCAGCGACAGCGACUCGAGCGAGCGCCGCGCACACAACGUCGCCCUCGAGGCCAUGGCCGCGGAGCUCGACGCCCUCGAGCGCGAAGUGGAGGGCAGCGACGACGACGAGUCGGAGAGCGGGAGCGAGUAUCUGCCUGCUGAUGGCGACGAGGACGGGCCGCUCGUCGUCGAUCCGCUCGGAUUGAUGGACGCAGACGACGACGAGCUCUCGUCAUCAGAGGAGGAGGACGAGGACGAGGACGAGGACGAGGACAGCGACGAGAUCUUCCUCGACGGUGAUGAGGAGAUGAUUGAGGAUGACGGCGAAGGUGCUGGCGAUGCCGAGCAGGAGGCGGGCGAGACGCACACAAUCACACUGGACGAGCUGCUCUCUGUGCUCCACACACGACGAACAGGCGGCACGGUCGACGAGAGCGGGCCAAAUGGCCGUGCACGUGCGCACCUGGCUUCACUCGGCGCCAACGGCCUGCUGCGGCUGCUCACGACAGCCAUGCGCGGCGGCCGCUACCAAGAGGAGGAGGAGGAUGAGGACGACGAUGACGAUUAUGGCUAUGGCGGCAGCAGCUCGCGCUCUCCUCUCGAGGGCUUCUGGGACCCAUGCCUCAAGCCGAUCCAGGCAGGACAGGAGCUGCGUCGCGGGGGUGACUUUGGACGGCCAGACGAGCUGCCGGAGCUGCCAGACGCGCGCUGCAGUGCCUUUGAGCGCUCCAAGAAUGCCGCCACCCGCAUCAUGGACCGCGCCAGCCGGCAGCGCGUCGUGUCCAAGGCAGAGUUCAAGCGCUACGUGCCCAAUACCAACGGCACCGAGGUGGCGCGCUACCCCGCCCGCGUCUACUGCGGCCAGUACAGCGACGACUCGUCGUUCUUCUACACGUGCGACCAAGACUUCAAGGUGCACAUCUACGACACGACCGUGACGCCGCACCGGCACGCCAAGAUGCACACGCAGGGCGGCGGCGGGCGCAUGCGUUUCCGCAACAGCGAGGAGACGCACGAGACGAGCCUCAAGGUCAUCAAGACGAUCAAUGGGCGGCAGGGACAGUGGACUAUUACCGACGCGCAUCUCUCGCCCGACAAUCAGUGGAUGAUCUACAGCUCGAUCACGCCCUACGUCUAUCUCGUGCCGACGCGCACAGACGCCGACGGCGGCGCCAACGACCGGCAGGUGCUGCUAGACUUCAGCGGCGGCUCUGACGACAGUGGGGUGAGGUACCAUUCGCGUCAGGCGAUCUGGAGCAUCCGCUUCAGCGGCGACUCGCGCGAGAUUGUCGCCGGUGCCAAUCAGGGCACUAUCAGCGUGUUCGACGUCGAGGCACGCAAGCGGGUGCUGCGCAUUCAGGGGCACCACGACGACGUGAACGCCGUGGCGUUCGCCGAUGCAGGCAGCAGCAACGUGCUGCUGUCUGGCAGCGACGACAGCUUCGUCAAGGUGUGGGAUCGUCGCUCGCUGUCGGGCGGCAAGCCGGCGGGCGUGCUGCCAGGACACACCGAGGGCGUGACGUACGUCAGUCCAAAGGGCGACGGCCGCUACUGCAUCUCCAACGCCAAGGACCAGAGCGUCAAGCUGUGGGACCUGCGCAGCCUCGUCAGCAGCUCGGACUUUGAGCGCGACCCGACGAACCGCAUGGACGUGGGCCUGACCCACUGGGACUACCGCAACGCCACGUACCGCAAGCCGCGCUUCCAGCAGCGGCCCAACGACUGCUCCGUCAUGACGUACCGCGGGCACGCCGUGCUGCAGACCCUCAUCCGCUGCCACUUCAGCCCUGCGGCCACGACGGGCCAGCAGUACAUCUACUCCGGCAGUGCCGACGGACGCAUCCACAUCUGGUCGCUCGAUGGCCGCGUCGUGCAGAUCCUGGACCGCAACAAGACGACGCCGAUGUACGAGCCUGGCUCGAGCGCUGCCGGCGGCAACGGCCCGCUGGCGGCGGACCCGUCGGCGCCCGUGAACUCUGUUCGCGAGGAAGCUAGCGCCGGCCAGCGCUCGGCGCAGGGCCGCCGCUACAUGGGCUACGGCCGUGGCCCGGCGGGCUCGACGGUGCGCGACGUCAGCUGGCACUCGAGCGAGCCGAGUCUGAUGUCAACGAGCUGGGAGCCGACCGGCGGCAGCAUCGCCAAGCACGAGUGGAAGGCGUGGGGCGUCAACGGCCUCAACUUCGAGGACGCCCUCGAGGCCACGCGUCUCGCUGCGUCGGCGAGAUGAGGUCCGCCAUUCUCCUCCGUCCGCUGAUUCAUUUCUUAUCACCUGGCCCACGGAUUGCUUCUCUCCCCAUUCUGUACCACUACCCUCCACUUGUACACUCCCUCAUCACCGCGCAAUGCCACUGACCCCUCACGACUCGGC